CAACGUCAUUUCCGUUAUCGUUGAUUCAUUUGUUAUCCUGUGACGUUUCUCUUUGUUAGUUUAUUUGUGAAUUGAAGUGGAGACGCUUGCAAUUAAAGAAAAUAGAGAAUUUUCUAGAUAUCAACAUGAGCGACACAGAAGAUAAUAAAGAACACCUCAGAGAUCGUACACGCCGUGAUAGAAGUAACCGUAGCGGCGGCGGCGGUGUUGGUUUUAGAGAUCGAAGUCGAGACCGUGGUAGCAACCGAGACCCCAGAAGCUUGAAACCAUCACAAACUAGAGUGUACGUAUCAAACAUUCCUUACGAGUUUCGUUGGCAAGACGUGAAAGAUCUAUUUCGAGAGCAAGUAGGCGACGUUCAAUUUGUAGAAUUAUUCUUCGACGAUUUUGAUAAGCCUAAGGGGUCUGGUAUUGUCGAAUUUCCUGAUAAAGCUUCUGUUGACAAAUGCAUGGAAAUAAUGCAACGCUAUGAGGUUAAAGGACGCAAACUGGUGAUCAAAGAGGAUUUUGGUGUCACUAGAGAUAGACACGGGGCUAUUGUGUCGGGCAAUUCAAGAAGAGGUGAUAGGUCUUUUGAUUGUGGAGGCGGUAGCAAUAUGUCGAUGAGAAAUGACGAGGGAAGAUGGGGUAAUACUUACGGUUUGAGUCCUCAAUUCCUCGAAUCUCUAAAAAUUGAUCCUCCACUUGGUAAUAAAAUUUUUGUUGCUAAUCUUGAUUAUGGUGUUGAUAAGAAAAAGGUAAAAGAGGCGUUUAGAUUGGCUGGUAAACUCACAUCUGUCGAUCUACCUCUUGACAAAGAUGGUCGUAUCAAAGGUUAUGCUAUUAUUGAAUAUGAUCACCCUGUAGAGGCUGUUCAGGCGAUUUCAAUGUUCAACGGUCAAUCGUUUUAUGAUCGUACAAUAACUGUGAGAAUGGAUAGGGCCAGCGAUAUGCUCAAGUUACCUGAAGGGUUAAAAUCAAUUGGAAUGGGCUUGGGGCCAAAUGGAGAGCCUUUGAAAUGUGUUGCUCAUAAUUUACCUUCAUUAUCUAGUAAUGCUCAGUGUGGUGGUGCAAACAAUGGCAUUUUGGGAACUCCUAGUAACCUGCCAUUGGGUGUUCUUUCAGGCUUAGGUAACAUUGGUACACUUGGAGCUUUAACCCAGGCAGCCAAUUUUUUGGGAAAUAAUGACCUGUCUUCAUUAGCUGCCCAGCAACAAUUUGGCUCAUUGUCUGGUACCGGAAAUACCUCCCAAAAUUUUAACCGUGGUGGAGGAGGUGAUUAUGGAAAUGGAAACAACUACAAUUCUGGAAAGUAUGGACAAGCUGGUGGUACUCUGGGAUACAAUGCCCCAAGUGGAGGUUCUAAUAGAGGUUAUACCAACUCUGAUUAUGGCAAUGACCGAUUGUCUUUUUCAGAUAACAGCAUGAAUACACACUUUUCCAAAAAAGUUCUCGUCUCGAAUUUGCCCUCCUCGGUAAGUUACAAGCUUUUGAAUGAAAAAUGUUCGGAAUUUGGCGAAGUUCAAGGUUUUGAAGCAAAAGGACCUGGCUCAGUUCUUUUAACAUACGCUUCAGAUUGGCAAGCUGAAAAGGCAAUUAAAAACCUGGAUAGAGCAAGAAUUGACGGGAGGAUGAUUGAAGCCAGACUCUAUUUGUGAAUUGAAGUUUUGUACCUAUUUAAUAUUUAAGCAUUACAUUUUAUCAAGACAAUUCCAUAUUCCCCAAUUACCAUACAGUGUUUGUAGUAAAAUUACUCUGAAAACAAA
Molecule: messenger RNA, 1745 nt
Organism: Diorhabda sublineata
Lineage: Eukaryota; Metazoa; Arthropoda; Insecta; Coleoptera; Chrysomelidae
Product: myelin expression factor 2-like
Exons: 7
Coding region: 126-1637 (503 amino acids)
Cellular component (GO): cytoplasm; nucleus
Molecular function (GO): mRNA binding
Source: RefSeq, a predicted model, not a curated record